CACCACCGAGCGCAGCCCGGCACACCGAACCGACGACGGAUAGCUUGCUUGACUUAGAUAUACCCUUCUGUGCGUGAAAGAGAAGCAGCAUCCACCUGCCUUUCUUUCGCGCGAAAUCACAUCAUCUGCGCAGUCGGACAUCGUCGGAAGCAUUGAAGCAGUUCGUCCAGACAACCACCAUGACUGACCCGCGACGCAGCGCGCGCUCCACGAAGGGUGUCAACAGCCGCCUCUCAGAAAUCAACGUACUCGAGACCGCGUCGCCGACACCUGCAAAACGCCGGAAAUCCACGCCGAAAAACUCCACAUCCGCGUCCGAGUCGCCGAGCAGAGAAGAUGGUGAUGUGGAGGGAAAGCCAGACGACAUCAUCCGAUGCGUGUGUGGCGCUAGCGAGGAGGACGAGGACGACGAUCGCAUGAUGAUUCAGUGUGAGGGCUGCGACGCGUGGCAACAUACCCAGUGUAUGGGAAUUCCGAAGAAAAAAAUACCUAAGCAAUACUUCUGUGAGGUUUGUAGCCCUGAUCGGCAUGAAUUUCUGCUUGAGCAGAUGGCGCUGGGCGAGAAGCCGUGGGAGAAGAAGGGUGGUAUGAGGAAAAGAGCGCCGGCGAAGCAGAAGGAAGCCGCUGCUACUCCGGUGAAACCGAAGGAAACGACUCCCAAGCAGAAAGAAGCAACCAAAGAAGCAGCACCAAAACAAAAAGAGGUCACCCCGAAACUGAAAGAAGCCACUCCUGCGCGUGGCAAGAGAGGAGCAUCUACGACGACCGAAAAGUCAAAAGCCGCACCUGUAGCUCCCGCUCCGCCUCCGCCUCCUCCGACAACGACGACGACUCCAAGAACCACGUCACGCUCUCGCACGGCGAGCAACAAGGCUGCUACGGAAACCCCUAAAGUCACUGCUCCACCAGCAACGCCUAGAACUGCUGCAAUUUCCGAGAAAGCUGCUCCAGCCUCGGCCUCUCCGCCAACGGCUGAGUCGGUUGAGGAUGAAGUGGUGCAGGAUGUGGAGGCAUCAGUGAGUAAGGAGAAGUCAAGGAAGAAAAAUGGCGAAGAUGUCCCAAUGGAAGAUGUGAAACCGGUCAAUGACGAUAAGAUGGACAUCGAUGAACCGGAAUCUGAAGUUCCUGUCGUAGAAUCGUCGGAGGAGGCGCUUGACCGUACAGACCGUGAUGCCACUAUCCCGGCGGAAGACAUGCCCCCUCCACCUGCUCCACCACUACCCCCUCAUACGUUUGUAGAAGCAAAACCCAACAAGUCGCUGCCCCACAUUGUCACCGAUACCGCAGCACAAAGACCCAAGAACAAAAAGGAUGGAAGCGACACUGUCAUGACCCCAAAGACACCCAAAUCGGCGAAGCGCAAAUCAAGCGCCGAUUCGGACAGUGAAUACAAAGGAGACGAUGAUAAGCCCGUCGAGAAGAAGCAGCGUCGGGGAUCGAUAGUCGCCCAUUCACCUGAAGUGACCACGCCAAAGACGCCCCACCCGGCAGACCGGAGAAAGUCCUCUUCGGCCGCGGUCAGGUCAUCCCCAGCAUCAAAAUUGGACUACACGCCACAGACGGAGCUUGUCGAGAAGAUUGAGGACCUACGGAAUUCUCACCGCCAGAAAGUCGUGAUGUAUAUGAAAACGUGCAUGUCGGAGCAUGCGAAACGCUUGGUCGACGACAAGAAGAUUACGUUACAGCCAGAAUCAACCGUCGACUCGUUGUGCGAAAACCGAGCACUCCAGAUUGAGCACCAUGUUUACUUGAACCACAACACAGACGGCACACUCCCUGGCGAGUAUUCCAAGCGGGCAAGGACUAUCUCAUCCAACCUCAAGAGCAAUGCUGCUCUGAGCGACGAAAUUCUGGGAGGAAGGCUCAGUUGUGAGAGGCUGGCGCACAUGACGACAGAAGAGAUGGCAUCUCAGGAAUUGAAGGAUCUGACCCAACAGGUCCGCAUGGAGUCUGAGAAGCAUAAUACGCUGAUCAACGAGACGGGCCCCAGGAUCAGAAGGACUCAUAAAGGCGAGGAGCUUGUGAACGAGGAAAUGCCCGCCCAGUCCGGUCAAGACACUCUUCUCGACACCGGUGCUGUUGUUUCCCAGCGCCCGGAGCCCAUCGACGAUCUAACGCCUGCUCCUCCCGCAGGGUCCGAUACGCCCAUGGGGUCCCAGUCUCCAAAGCAACCUGCUGAUGCUUCCAUCAGCCCUCCCCCUGGUACUUCGGAAACGCCGCGUUCCCCGAGUCAAACAUUACCAGUUGAAGGACCUACGGCCGAGAAAGACAAAAAGAAGAAGGAUAACCGGUCGUUCAAUAUUGAGACUGUCUGGAGCCAUGUCGAGUCGCCGGAUACAGAGAGGAGACCGACGCGCCCACCGCCAGCUCAGAUGCUGCAGCGCAUCACGCCUACCGACAGUAAGAUCGAUAAGGAUAUCGACAAUAUGUUGAGGGAUGAUGAUGCCGGAACACCACCGUACUCUCCCCACAGCUAUAACGAUCCUUAUUCGCCGAAACCGGAUCUAGACGAUAAUACUGUGUGGCGUGGGCUGAUAGAGAUGAGCUUCAUCGGAAAGUUCAAUGCCACAGCAUCUUUGAUAGGUGGACCGGAACGCAUUGGAGACAUGCCAUGGCUUGAGCUACUGGCUCCCGUCAUUGACAUCGACGGCAGGAUUAAGCACGCACGCGCGACCGAGUACCUGUGCGGGCAGAGGUUCUCGAAGUCAAGCACAAUGAUUCUCGCUUCCCUCAAGCCGGAGCACUUGGCCAGCCAGACGUCAUUCGAUAAACUAUUCGAAUAUUUCAGUCUUAAGCAGCGAUAUGGAGUGGUCAGCAAGCGCGGCGAAAAGUGGAUGAAGGACCUGUAUGUCAUUCCCUUGGACGUCGGUGAGCCGCUACCAGACUGGUUCGGCGUUGUCGAUCCCCAAUGCAAGAUUCCGGAGAACAGGAGUUCCAAGAUGGUGGUGCUCGCCUGCGUGGUUAUCAGGGGGCUCGUUCCGGGUUAUGUUGAGAAUGGCCAGGCACGCGGCAGCUUCUCGAUGCCGAGUACUCCAAGCGCCCCGCAGUUCGCCACCCCCCAGCAGCCAAUGCCCUCGCCAUUCCCAUCUGGAAACAUGACCCACCGCCCGCAGCCAACCCACCAAGCGUUCUCGCCGGCAACAGCUGCUCCUCCGCAGAUGCAUCCACACUACGCCAACAAUCAGCACUCAAACAUGCAAGUACAGUAUGGUUACCCCCCACAGCAGCCCAUGAAUCUACCGCCAUUACAGCAGUAUCCUCCUCCUCCACCGCUGCAGCCCACGACCUACGUCCCCACUCACGCCAUGACUCGCGAGUUGAUCCAGAUCAUUCCGAGGCUGAGCGAGAUACAGGCACGUGCGAUUGAUAAGCUGCUUCUCGACAACCCUUCGUUACAGACCAAUCCAGACGUGUUGGCCAGAGAGGUCGAGAAGGUCCUUGGCGCCGUUACCGCCUGAAAAGCGGCUUUUUCGUACUCUUUUCUUUUCUUUCCAUUUCCUUGAUGUUCCUUUGAUC
Messenger RNA from Tricharina praecox, 3516 nucleotides. RefSeq names its product transcription factor S-II, central domain-containing protein. Gene Ontology annotation, cellular component: nucleus. NCBI's taxonomy places the organism in Eukaryota, Fungi, Ascomycota, Pezizomycetes, Pezizales, Pyronemataceae. The coding region runs from base 180 to 3458 and encodes 1092 amino acids. Gene Ontology annotation, biological process: DNA-templated transcription; transcription elongation by RNA polymerase I; regulation of mRNA 3'-end processing. The record is from RefSeq and is a predicted model, not a curated record. Gene Ontology annotation, molecular function: RNA polymerase II transcription regulatory region sequence-specific DNA binding. The transcript is spliced from 3 exons.